AGGAUACAGCGGCACCGAGGCGCAUCCACAGACACACAGGAGCUCAAACUAAAUCUCAGUUUAACUGGAUUCUAUCGUUUAUCUGCCGGAUUUGAUCAGUUCAUCACUUCUACAGAACUGCUCACAGAACCAUGGACUUGUUGCCAGACUUAUGGAAGCAGGACUACUGGCUUCCUCCUGGUGUGACCUGGAGAGACAUGGAGCAGCUGGCAGACUCUGACCGACCCCGACCCCAGGACCUGCUCAUAGCUCUGCCCCUUGCCCUGGGCUUUGUUGCCCUACGAUAUGUGUUUGAGAGGUUUUUUGCCCCACCCAUGGGCAGAUGCCUGGGGGUAAAGAAUAGACUGCAGGUGACUGCUGCCCCCUCCCUGAAGCUGGAGUCGUUUUACACCCAGAGGAGCAGACAGCCAACACAGAGUGAAAUUAUUAGUUUGAUGCUGUCCUGUGGCAAAACCCAGAGACAGAUUGAGACCUGGUUCAGACUCCGCAGGAACCAAGACAGGCCCUGUCAAACCAAGAAGUUUGGUGAAGCUGCUUGGAGGUUCUUUUUUUACAUCACUGCCUUCGUGGCUGGAUUGUGCUGUUUAAUUGAUAGACCGUGGUUCUGGGACCACAAGGAGUGCUGGAGGCAGUAUCCAGUUCAGCCCAUGGAGAGGGCUCACUACUGGUACUACAUGCUGGAGUUGGGAUUUUAUGGCUCUCUUCUUCUCCGGAUCUCUGUGGACAUCAAGAGGAAGGAUUUUAAGGAACAAGUGAUCCACCAUUUGGCUACCAUCUUCCUGCUCAGUUUCUCUUAUUGUGCCAACUACAUUCGUAUUGGCACCUUGGUCAUGCUGCUUCAUGACUCCUCUGACAUCCUGCUAGAGUCUGCAAAGAUGUUCAACUACGGCACUGGCUGGAGGAAAACGUGUGACACACUGUUUGUUGUGUUCGCUGUGGUCUUCCUAGUGACUCGACUGCUGAUUUUCCCCACCAAAAUCAUACACACCACUCUGAUACUGUCCAUGGAGGUAUUUGAGCCCUUUGCUGGCUACUAUUUUUUUAACAUCCUGCUGAUGGUGCUGCAAGGUCUUCACAUCUUCUGGGCAGGCUUAAUCCUACGCAUGGUCUAUAAGUUCCUGAAAGGCAAGCUUGAAAAAGAUGAACGCAGUGACGAAGAGAGUGAAGUUGAAGAAGAAGAGAUGGAAAAAGGAGGAGAGGAAAAUAUGGAUCAAGGAGAUUGUUACUGGGAGAAAAGUAAAGACACUCUUAACUCCAAACUAUCUAUGCUGACUAACAGUUGUGUCCUUAAUAACUUGACCAACCACAGGUCCUCGGUAUCCGACAGAAUGCGCAAAGCUCAGUAAAGACUGUCUUUAUGUAACGUUUCCGUUUCAGACAUUGUUUUACCCUUAAAAAAAAUAAGCUAUUGUUUUAUUUAGGACUGUAAGGUGGGUGUGACUGACG
This is a messenger RNA of Stegastes partitus (bicolor damselfish), 1446 nucleotides long. RefSeq names its product ceramide synthase 2-like. The transcript is spliced from 11 exons. Gene Ontology annotation, biological process: ceramide biosynthetic process. Gene Ontology annotation, cellular component: membrane. Bases 132 to 1346 code for a protein of 404 amino acids. Gene Ontology annotation, molecular function: DNA binding; sphingosine N-acyltransferase activity. The record is from RefSeq and is a predicted model, not a curated record. NCBI's taxonomy places the organism in Eukaryota, Metazoa, Chordata, Actinopteri, Pomacentridae.